GAGAGAUGGCUCUCAAGUUUCUCCACCGGCUGGCGGACUGGUGGUCGCAGCGUCAGAGGCGGCAGCUGCAGAAGCAGCAAGCUUCAGAAGUUACUUUCAAGCAAAGCCUUUAUUUUUCCUUUUCGAUGCAUUUUAAAGCUUUGGGCUUUCACUUCAUCAAUUCUUAUCACCAUCCCAUCCCAUCCCAUCCCAGAGUGCCUUUUCGCUCAGGAGAGAGAGAGAGAGAGGGGACUCCCAGUUGAAGACAAAAACUCCUCCACCAAUGAACUUGCAGACAAAAUACGCACGCAAUAAAGCUCAGAGGCUCGCAGAGGGAGAGAGAUGUGUCUGUGUGUGUGAAUUUCUUGGGAGACUAAAUCCCAAAGUCAGAAAUACAAUCCUGAUGAUAAAGAUAGUAGCAGAGGAAGAACUGAACAAAUCAGGUUUCCUUAUUCUUUUUGUGUGAUUUAGCUGUUGUUCUUCCUCCUUCAGUUCUUCCUUGAAAAUUCCGUUCUGUAGUUUUUUUGUUUUUCUGGUGAAGUUCGAAGAUUGGGAGCGUGAAUUGGAAUGCAGAGCUUCGUAGCUGCGACUUCGGCCAGCUCUAUAAUAGGCGCUGAAGGUAGUCGAGGCAACCCGCGGUUGACGGAUUUUGGGGAGCUUGAGCGGUCUACCGGAUUCUAUCAAGAUGAUGUCGUCGAUUUAACCCCAGGUACCAUCUUCAGUUUCAAGUCAGGCAGCGUGGCUGUUGUUAAUAACUCUCAGUUUGGGGGCCUAAACACCGUAAAUUUUAGUUCAUCAGAUGUAAGUACUUCGGGAACGGGAGCUGGUACAGGGCAGAACUCGUUCCAGAAGGGGGCAAUGCCCGUGGCCGCUGCUUCGUUUGGGGCUGGAAAUUUUGAGAACUGGGGGGACUCUGCAGUGGCUGGCACCAGUCAACAAACGGAUACAUCCACAGACAUCGACACAGAUGAUAGAAAAGAGUUGAAAUAUGUCCAGCAAGGAGCACUUGUAUCUGUGGAUUCUAUGGAUAGAUCACAUUUGAAAACCAGAGACCAGAAGGCACUUCGCAGGCUGGCUCAGAAUCGUGAAGCUGCACGGAAGAGUCGUCUAAGGAAGAAAGCAUAUGUUCAACAGUUGGAGAAUAGCUGGGUGAAGCUUACACAACUAGAGCAAGAACUCCAACGAGCGCAUCAACAGGGUAUUUUUGUCGGGAAUGGACACUCAGCAGAUCAAACUCAUAUGGUGGGUGGAAAUGGGGCUUUAGCAUUUGAUAUGGAAUAUGCAAGGUGGCUCGAUGAACAUCAACGACAUAUCAAUGAAUUGAGAGCAGCUGUAAAUUCUUAUGUGGGAGAUAAUGAGCUAUGCCUUCUCGUUGAUAGUGUGAUGGCACAUUAUGAAGAAAUAUUCAGGCUAAAAAGCGUAGGUGCGAAGUCUGAUGUAUUCCACAUGCUUUCAGGCAUGUGGAGGACACCUGCAGAGAGGUGUUUCAUGUGGUUGGGAGGUUUCCGUUCCUCUGAACUUCUCAAGAUACUCGGUAGCCAUCUUGAACCUUUGACAGAUCAGCAGUUGAUGGGCAUAUGCAAUCUGCAACAGUCCUGCCAACAGGCAGAGGAUGCCUUGUCUCAAGGGAUGGAAGCUUUACAACAAUCUCUUGCAGAGACCCUUUCGUCCGGUUCUCUUGCUCCUUCUGGCAAUGGAAAUGUUGCUGAUUACAUGGGCCAGAUGGCACUUGCAAUGGGCAAGCUGGGCACACUUGAAAACUUCCUUCACCAGGCUGAUCUUCUGCGGCAGCAGACGUUACAACAAAUGUAUCGUAUAUUGACCACCCGGCAAGCUGCCCGUGCUCUUCUUGCCAUUAAUGAUUACUUAUCACGACUGCGGGCACUCAGCUCAUUAUGGUUGGCACGACCUAAGGACUAGUUUGAAACUCCUUCCUUGUCCAGCUGGUAUUGAUGAAGAGGAAUAUAUCGGGAAUGUAAUGUCUACAAGGAGCACCCGUGAAACCUUGAUGCUGCUGUAUACUGGGACGAAGGCAAUACAUGAUAAUGCCGAGAUGAAAGAAUUUAUGCUGUUAUAAUUUUGCCCAAGGACGCAGGUAGGUAUUCUGCUGCUUCUAUUUGUAGAAGCGUGCUAGUGCAUCUGAUAUUUUAUCUGAAACAGGGCUGUGUAUAAAGUCCGAAUAGUUGUUAAUGGAAGAGAAUUUUCUUGCUUCAUGAUAUAAUCAUCAUAUCUAUGUCCAUUAGUAGUUGUAAAAUGUUAUUGUGACAAUCUUUUGACGCAACAUCAACCAUACUGGAUAUUGGUUGUUUAGAAAAUUGUUUUCAAAUUUCUAGUAUUAUAGCUGGUGCUUGUA
Molecule: messenger RNA, 2332 nt
Organism: Macadamia integrifolia
Lineage: Eukaryota; Viridiplantae; Streptophyta; Magnoliopsida; Proteales; Proteaceae
Product: transcription factor TGA2.3-like
Exons: 11
Coding region: 547-1899 (450 amino acids)
Biological process (GO): regulation of DNA-templated transcription; DNA-templated transcription
Molecular function (GO): DNA-binding transcription factor activity; sequence-specific DNA binding
Source: RefSeq, a predicted model, not a curated record